AUGGCGCUUGUUCUCGGCUGCCUCCUGCUGCUGGGGCUGUGUGGGAAGACCAUGUCAGCAGAGCCAUCAUCGACAUCAGACCGUUCUAAGAGUUUGAAUUUUCAUUUUCCUGAAGUGAACUAUGAGACGAGUGGCUUCUCCAGCCCAAAGCCCAUGGCAGCUCUCUUUACAAUGGUGGACAACUUUCUCAGUGUGGUCCAGCCCCAUGAGUUCCCUGAAGAUACUGUCAGAAAAAUUGUACAAAAGAAGUUUGACCCCAUGGAGGAUUAUACAGAGCCAGAAAACGUAGUUUUGACUCUGAAGGUGGUCUACUAUGAGAUCGGGCUCCUCUUCUGUGCUGUCCUGGGACUGCUCUUCAUUACUCUGAUGCCUCUGGUGGGCUGCUGCUUCUGCAUGUGUCGCUGCUGUAACCACUGUGGCGGGGAAAUGCAUCAGCGACAGAAGAGAAACGAGCCCUACCUGAGGAGAUCCUUUGCCAUCUCCCUCUUGGUGAUUUGCAUCCUUAUAAGCAUUGGUGUCAUCUAUGGUUUUGUGGCAAACCACUACCUCAGGACCCAGAUCAGACAGUCUCGGAAACUAGCAGACAGCAAUUUCAAAGACUUACGAGUGUUCCUGAAUGGGACUCCAGCGCAAAUGAAGUAUAUAUUGAGCCAGUACAACACCACUAAGGAAAAAGCAUUCUUGGAUCUGGACAAUAUUAAAUCAUUUCUAGGAGAAGGAAUUCAGAACGAAGUAAGACGUAGGGUGAUUGCAGUUCUUGAUGACAUCAAAGACAUGGCAGUAGACAUCAGCGAGAGCAAGUUGGCGCUGGAGAAUAUGAACAGUGCCUUGGAGGAAAUGAAGAAUGGGAUUGUAGUGUUGAACGCCAACCUGAGCACCAUCAAGACCAACUUGGAGAAGUCCCUCAAUAGCUCCACGUGCACUGAAAAGUGGAUGACUGCCAGCUGCAACAGCAUCCUGAAGUCUCUCAGCCAGCUGGAUAGCAACAUGAGCUUUAAUCAGCUCCCUGCUGUGGAUAGAGAACUUCAAAAUGUGAACAAUGUUAUGAAAACAGAUUUGCUCAGCCUGGUUGAAGAGGGCUAUAUCUUCCUUAACCAUAUACCCCAGAUGGUGGAAAACCAAUCCAAGAGCGUCGUAUCACAAGUCAAAAGGGUCUUGGAUUCCUUCGGUGUCAAAAUCUCAAAUAUAACCGCUCAGGUCCCUAUUCAGGACACGUUAAAAAAUUUCACGGUUUAUGUCAAUAAUACCGAAACUUACGUCAACCACAAUUUGGUCACAUUGGAAGAAUAUGAGUCAUAUAGGUGGCUGGGCUCCUUGGCUGUCUGCUGCUUGCUGACCCUCAUCGUGAUUUUCUAUUACCUGGGGUUACUGUGUGGCACUUGCGGCUAUGACACACACGCCACUCCCACCACCAGGGGCUGUGUCUCCAACGCCGGAGGCAUCUUCCUCAUGGCUGGAGUUGGAAUAAGUUUCCUCUUCUGCUGGAUAUUGAUGACUAUCGUGGUUCUUACUUUUGUCAUUGGUGGGAAUGUUGAAAAACUAGUCUGUGAACCUUAUGAAAACAGGAAGUUAUUCCAGAUUUUGGACACACCAUAUUUACUAAAUGAGGAAUGGAAAUAUUAUCUCUCUGGCCUGCUGUUUCAGAAACCAUACAUCAGCCUCACUUUUGAAAAAGUUUACAGUGACUGCAAGGCGAACAAAGGCAUUUAUACCUCACUUCAGCUUGAGAACCGAUUCAAUAUCAGUGCGCAUCUCCAUAUUCAAGAAUACAUCAAAGCCAUAAAAGAUGAAUUUCAACAUCUGAACAUAAGCCUUGGCAAUAUAGUUCUGCUGAAUAGCACAGGCAGAAGCAGCCUUUGGGAUUUCAGUACUUCGGGAAUACAGCAGAUAGACUAUGCAGUUUACCUGGCAGAGCCCGAGGGAAUCUUGAAGAUGUCUCUGUACCUUUAUUCCCAAAAUGUGGAAGCACUGUACCAUCGUGAAGUUAUUCCCUUGGAACAAUCAAUGCAUACUUUACAGCAAAGCAUCAAGAUACUUAGACACAACACCAGAGGACUGAUGAUGAAAGUGAAUGACAUCUUUCUCGCACUGAAUUCUGCCCAGUCCUUCAUCAGACAGGGUGUUCCUGAUAUAAUCAAGACCGAAAGUGCGAAGUAUGCGAGUGUCAUAAUAGGACACUUUAAACAUUACAUCCAGUGGGUCAAACACUCUAUCACUAAGAAAAUGGCAGCCUGCAGCCCUGUGGCCACCGCCUUGGAUUCUCUGGUCGAUGCCUUUCUUUGCAGCUCUAUUGUGGACCCUUUGAAUCUCUUUUGGUUUGGCAUAGGACAGGCGACAGUGUUUUUACUGCCAGCUAUAAUCGUUGCUGUCAAGCUGGCCAAGUACUACCGUCAGAUGGACUCAGAGGAGGUGUACGAUGAGUAAGUAGCUGUGUGUCCACGGAGUAUGGAAAAUGGUAAUAAUGGUUAUCAUAAAGAUCACUUAUAUGGUAUUCACAAUCCCGUAAUGACAAGGUUCCCGCCACGCUGA
Molecule: messenger RNA, 2529 nt
Organism: Orycteropus afer afer
Lineage: Eukaryota; Metazoa; Chordata; Mammalia; Tubulidentata; Orycteropodidae
Source: RefSeq, a predicted model, not a curated record